UUUAACUCUGAAAAUGUCUAUUGAAGAGAAGAGUCAAAGUAUUCUUAAUUCCUUCAUACUUAACUCCUUUGCUGGCUCUAUUGGAGGAAUUGCUCAAGUGCUGUGAGGUCAGCCAUUUGAUAUUGUCAAAGUAAGAAUGCAGAAUCAAUCUUCAGCAAAUCCUUUGUAUAAGAACGCAGCAGAUUGAGUAAAAUCUAUUUAUCAUAAAGAGGGGCUCUUAGCUUUUUACAAAGGAACAGUUGCUCCUCUAUCAGGUGUCGCAUUAUGUGUUUCAGUUCAGUUUGGGCUAAAUGAGCUAUUUAAAAAUAUCACUGAACAAUACAAUCAUAAACAUCAUGCUAGUAGCAGCCUAACUUCUCUCCAAUAUUAUAUGUGAGGAGGAUUCGUCGGAUUAGGUAACUGCUUCAUCUCAACACCAGUCGAGCACAUUAGGAUCAGACUCCAAAAUCAAAGGAAAGAAUCUCAUCGGAGAUAUACUGGAUCUUAUGAUGCAUUCAUCAAAAUUAAAAAUGAAUAUGGAAUCAGAGCUCUUUACAAAGGCUUAUCAAGUACGAUGUGCAGAGAUAUCAUUGCAUUCGCGAUCUUCUUCGGAAUUUAUGAGACCUUUAAAAGAAAAUAUACCAAGAAAGAUGAUUCCAAACGUAUCCCUAUUUGAAUGGCAAUCGGCUGUGCCUCAAGUGUUGUUCUUUGGGCAGCAUCCUAUCCUUUUGAUGUGAUCAAGACAAUACACCAAUCUGACUGAUUUGAUAACCCAAAGUUUUUCAAAACUAUGGAAAUAAUCAGACAUAUAUACAAAAAUGAUGGUUUAUAUGGAUUUACCAAAGGAUUUCUCCCAUGUGUAAUUAGAGCUCCAUUUGUAUUUGCAGGUACAAUUCUGGCAUACGAGCUGAGCUUAUCUAUAAUAUCUACAUAUAACUUCACCUAAUUCCAAGUUCAACCUUAAAGAA
Molecule: messenger RNA, 947 nt
Organism: Moneuplotes crassus
Lineage: Eukaryota; Ciliophora; Spirotrichea; Euplotida; Euplotidae
Source: the annotation of a GenBank genome assembly